AUGAAGUUUUUGAAUCUCCUGAUCCUCGCUCUCCCUGCUCGUUUUGCACUUGCGGCAACCUACAAUCUCGUCGACAACAUCCUGGGCACCGCCUUCUUGACGACUUUCAAUUUCCAGGCUAUAUCGGAUCCUACACAUGGAAGAGUGAACUACGUUGAUGCCAGUACGGCGCAGAGGUUGAAUCUCACCUACGCUGCGGGCGAUACCUUCAUCUUGCGUGCCGAUUCCAAGACAGUGCUCGACCCCAAUGGUCCCGGACGGAAUUCCGUGCGUAUCCAGUCCAAGAAGACGUACACUACCCACGUAUCGGUCUAUAACAUUCGUCAUAUGCCCCAAGGAUGCGGAACUUGGCCAGCGGUAUGGGAAAACGGUCCUAACUGGCCCAAUGGAGGAGAAGUAGAUGUCCUUGAAGGCGUCAAUGACAAAGGUCCAAACCAAGUUACUCUACAUACAAGCGCUGGAUGCUCGAUGCCGGCUUCGCGUUCCCAGACUGGGACGCCCGCGCAGAAUGAUUGCAACGUUGCGGUCAACAGCAAUGCCGGAUGCGGCGUGAAGAUGACCGACUCGCGAAGCUACGGCCCUGCCUUCAACAGCAACGGCGGAGGAUGGUUCGCUGUGGAACGAACAAGCACCUUUAUCAAGGCGUGGUUCUGGCCCAGAAAUGCAGGGAACGUACCGGCAGAUGUGAAGAACGGACAGACUGUCGUCAACACUGGCUCUUGGGGUACUCCUUCCGCGUAUUUCCCGAAUACGCAAUGCGAUAUCGCGUCCCAUUUCAAAGCGCACAAUAUUAUCAUUAACCUGACGUUCUGUGGAGACUGGGCGGGUUCGGCCUAUUCAUCAUCGGGAUGCCCUUCGGGUUGUGUUGACUUCGUCAACAAGAACCCAGGAAGUUUCAGUAAUGCCUUCUUCGAUUUUGCUUCCCUUAGGGUGUACACGUAG
Molecule: messenger RNA, 942 nt
Organism: Pleurotus ostreatus (oyster mushroom)
Lineage: Eukaryota; Fungi; Basidiomycota; Agaricomycetes; Agaricales; Pleurotaceae
Exons: 11
Coding region: 1-942 (313 amino acids)
Biological process (GO): glucan catabolic process
Molecular function (GO): hydrolase activity, hydrolyzing O-glycosyl compounds
Source: RefSeq, a predicted model, not a curated record